AUGGAUCUUAAACACCCACCGGCCUCCUGUUGUUUACAAACAAAUGUCACAAAUAAACAGUUUUAUGCAGAUCCAUCUGGAGACUACCCACCAAUGACAGAUGUUACCGCUGAACAUAUUGAAAGGCUUUCAGUGCUUGACCAUCGAUGUCUCCAGAGCAUCGCCUUGAUCCAGUGGGAACACCGGAUCAGUAAUGCUGAAGUACGCCGGGUUGCUCUGGUUUUGCAAUGUGCUCCCUAUGCCAGUCAACUGACUUCCUCAAAAGGCUCUUUUCGCUCAACCAUCCGAAGAGUAGAAAUGAGCAAGGGGUGCUCAAACAAUGACUUGACAGUGAUGUAUGGAAGCUGUUACCAGAAAACGCAUUUUCGCUUGUCAUUACUUUCUUCUUGGUUUGGAACCCCGAGUCGGAACACAUCAAUGAUUGGAGACUUUUUUAGACAUGGUCCAGUCGCGCCGUCAAUGGCGCUCGUGCAUCCAAGCCAUUGCUUUCAGUUCAUGGCUUCUCUCCCAAUCUCCUCAAUAAAAAGUCCAGUGACGACCCUGUAUUUAUGCAUCAAUUGUAUCAGCUUCCGCCUCCAGUACACCGCUAUCUACCUACCUCUCCAAAUAAUCAGUGAACGAAACUGUGGCAGCUAUAACCACUGUACGACAAAUAUGUGGUUUUUGCAGCUGUUGAUGAUCAUGAGUGUCGGUAGUUCGCUGCUCAGUCGACUCAACUCCAAGCUUCCUUGGAUACUGCCAGAACAAAUGGUCAAUGUGAGGAAACAAAGAAACAAUGAGGACAAAGCUGCAAAGAUGGUUGGAGGCACACAGCGGUCACACGGAAUUCUGCAGUUGCACAGCCACGGGCGCAGGAAAAUUGCACACAGCAUUUUGGACACAGAACGAGUAGUCAAGAAGGCCGUCUGA
This is a messenger RNA of Opisthorchis viverrini, 909 nucleotides long. RefSeq lists its product as hypothetical. The transcript has 4 exons. The record is from RefSeq and is a predicted model, not a curated record. Bases 1 to 909 code for a protein of 302 amino acids. NCBI's taxonomy places the organism in Eukaryota, Metazoa, Platyhelminthes, Trematoda, Opisthorchiida, Opisthorchiidae.